Messenger RNA from Echinostoma caproni, 765 nucleotides. NCBI's taxonomy places the organism in Eukaryota, Metazoa, Platyhelminthes, Trematoda, Plagiorchiida, Echinostomatidae. The record is from the annotation of a GenBank genome assembly.
AUGCUUCUGUCUCCGAUUUCACAGAUUUUGCGCUCAUUCUGUCGCGUGUUACGUGAAUCUCAUCGCUGUCGGGUCAUUUUUCGCAAAGUGAAUGGAUUCAUCUAUGUGAUGCAAGAGCUGAUCUACCUAGAAGGCUGUCUGAAUCCGACCCGCAUGAGCGCGUACCUGAAUCCCAAACCCGAUGUGGCAACGGGAGAUAAACAAAAGCAACCGUCACAGCAGCAACAGCUCCACUCUCAACAGCCCUCACAAAGGGAUUCUGUUCCGGUAACCCGGAGUCAGUUCUUAGCCAAUCUGUCAUACAAACAAGUGUUCCAGCUCGUUCGGACGAUAUUCACUACCCUGGGAAUCGCCAUGAAAUUCGAACCGGCCAAUGCGCAUUACUUUGCGACUGAAGUUCAGUAUUCCAAUCUGACGGAUGCCGUUAUUGGACUUGGCUCGUUCGAGAAAAGUGGGAACGAUGAACCGAAAACGGAUAAUUUGUCAUCCUUGGCUUCCACAAACGGUGAUUCACCCGCUGCGCACGAUAGUCCGUUCCAUAUGCUGUUCAAAAACAUUCGUUUGGCCGAGUCCAUGUUGAUGACCAGUGCAGAAGCGGGAAAACCAGUCACCUGCAUGCCAGAUAGAUUAAUUUAUCGUUCCCCCAGCUCGCCAUCAAAAACUCGAUCUCCGGAGAGGCAUGCCCUCCUGUCUCGACGUGCUGUAGAGUGCUGUGUCCUAGCUCGCUAUUUGUAUGACAUGGCAAUCGACGGAUUUGAUCGGUAA